Messenger RNA from Macrosteles quadrilineatus (aster leafhopper), 8990 nucleotides. Its product is annotated as polypyrimidine tract-binding protein 2-like. Gene Ontology annotation, biological process: regulation of RNA splicing; mRNA processing. Gene Ontology annotation, molecular function: mRNA binding. Lineage: Eukaryota; Metazoa; Arthropoda; Insecta; Hemiptera; Cicadellidae. The record is from RefSeq and is a predicted model, not a curated record. The transcript has 17 exons. Bases 1050 to 2813 code for a protein of 587 amino acids. Gene Ontology annotation, cellular component: nucleus.
UAUCCAGGACAGUCGGACGUCGGACGGUUUCUAGUGUUCCGACCCCUCGAAGGGUGCUGAAGGUCGUCUGUUCGGAUCGGGGACAAUCACCCCUUUCGAUUCCUCCUCUCCUCUACUAUGACUUCCUCUCUACUCUGAAGUGUUCCGCCUUCGUGUCUUCUUCUUUUCUACUUUUGAUACUUCUACAGGGUGAUGUGCGAUUGUGAUAGUUAGUGACUCGGAAUCAGAAAGAUUCAGUGUAUAUCUGUGAUCGUGAAACACAUAGUGCAAUAUUACGUUAAGUCUUCGUAAGUCUAAUCUAAUGUACCAUUCUUUCACAAGUUGAAAACUCUAACGCUUAGGUAUCGAUUAACUCUUAGUCUGUAUCCUUAUUCUGACAAUCAGUCGAUGCCUCUUCUUAGCUGUACUCGAAUCUCUAUUUUCUAACUCUAUUCUCGAUCUAUACAAUCGUCUUCGACAAUCGUUCAACUAUAAGACUCGUAUCUUCUCGCCUUCGACUUUUAUACAUAUUUCUACUCUGCACUUUUCUACUACACUCCGCUCUCGUAUUCUUCUAUAAGGCCUACUAUAGAGUGAUUUAUACUUAGAGUGAGUAUCUCCAGUACCUGUGACAAAGUCGCCGUGAGGUUUCAAUCUUCAUCAUCACGUUCUACCACUCUUUCUCUUUCCCCUCCCCCUCAUCCUAUUACAACUUACCCCCCAGCCCUUCCAACUUCUUGACGACUCCCGCGGCCGCCAACGUAGCCAACCCCAACUGUUCCUACUGCUGUUGCUCCCAGUGUUGCGCGUGUAGUCUGCAGCUGGUCAGGUCUUCGCCCCUCUACCAUCCCGCACCCUACGUCCACCCCGGCCUCACCAGCAUAUCCAUCGUCAACAGAGACCCUCCUCCUCCCCAGACACACAACGGCGUCCUCAUCUUCCAGAAUGGUCUGCUGAACAGGACGUCGGGAUAUCUGUACCCCCAGGACAACGAGAGCCAGGACAAGCGUUGCCAGGACCUGCAGCUGGUCGUGGUAGGACCUCAGGACACGUCGCAGGACACCACUGAUAUGAGGGGCUCGGACGAGUUGCUGAGCCAGACGGGCGGUGCUGUUAGCAAUGGAGGCGCUAUGAGCCCUCAGCCCAACCACACAGACAACAACAAUGACGCCAAAAAGGCCAAGCUAGACAAAUCGAACGGCGCGACGAGAGAGAACAAACCGUCAAAGGUGAUACAUAUCCGCAACAUCCCCAAUGAGGUCACUGAGGCGGAGAUCAUCCACCUUGGCAUCCCCUUCGGCCGAGUCACCAACGUCCUGGUGCUCAAGGGCAAGAACCAGGCUUUCCUGGAGAUGGCGGACGAGGUGGCCGCGUCGACCAUGGUGACGUAUUUCACGUCAUGCAUGGCGCAACUGCGAGGCCGCGCUGUCUAUGUGCAGUUCUCCAACCACAAGGAACUAAAGACUGAUCAGACGCACAGCAAUGCGAACGCGUCAGCCCAGGCCGCACUACAAGCCGCCCAAGCUCUCUCCGGCCAAACCGACACCCAGGGCGGGCCUAACACUGUACUCAGGGUCAUCAUCGAACAUAUGAUGUACCCCAUCACACUAGAGGUCCUCUACCAAAUUUUCUCUCGGUUUGGAAAAGUUUUGAAAAUCGUAACCUUCACCAAAAACAAUUCGUUCCAAGUGCUUAUCCAGUACCCAGAUGUUGUCACAGCUCAGUCAGCUAAACUGUCUCUCGACGGUCAGAACAUCUAUAACUCAUGUUGUACACUGCGCAUCGAAUACUCCAAACUGUCCAGUCUCAACGUUAAGUACAACAACGACAAGUCCAGGGACUACACCAACCCUUCGCUGCCCAACGGGGAGACGGGGCUUGACGGGGUUGCGCUGUCCGAGCAAUUGUUACCUCAGCUGUUACUAGGCGGGGGCAGUCCGGCGCUACAGGCAGCGCGGCGUAGUCUCACACAGGGCGACCACAACAGACUAGCAGAAAUUCAGUCGUGGAUAGCUGCAAUGAACAAUGGCGUCAUCGCUCCAAACCUCAACCUGGAAAGGGCUCAGGGUGUUCUUGCGUCCCCAUUCACCCCUCUCCACGGGCUAGGAUCCCCGUUAGCUGCCCCUUACGCUGGUUCGCCCGUCGGAGGAGGCAUACCCUUGGCGGGGUUCACCCCACUUGCGGGGGGCAAUGCUGCGUUGGCUGCUGCGGGGGGCAUGAGACUAGCGGGGGCCAUGGCUACCACCUGUGUACUACUCAUCGGCAACCUGAAUGAGGAGGUCAUCACCCCCGAUGCGCUAUUUACUCUGUUCGGAGUGUACGGGGAUGUGCAGAGGGUAAAGAUCCUUUACAACAAGAAGGACAGCGCCCUUAUACAGAUGGCAGAGCCCCACCAGGCACAGCUAGCGAUGACUCACCUCGAUAAGCUCAAGUUGUACGGCAAGCAGAUGAGGGUGAUGCCCUCCAAACAUCAGACAGUACAACUGCCCAAGGAAGGACAGCCCGAUGCAGGACUCACCAAGGAUUACACCUCCUCCAACCUGCAUCGCUUCAAAAAACCUGGCUCUAAGAACUACCAGAACAUCUACCCUCCUUCAGCAACCCUGCAUCUCUCCAACAUUCCGUCAACUGUCACAGAAGAGGAGAUGAAGGAGGCAUUCACCAAACAUGGGUUCACUGUCAAAGCUUUCAAGUUCUUCCCGAAAGACAAAAGGAUGGCUUUAAUACAACUUGCCAACAUGGAGGAUGCUGUAGCUGCACUAAUUAAAAUGCACAACUACCAGCUCAGUGAACAGAAUCACUUGAGGGUAUCUUUCUCCAAAUCCAACAUCUAGAUGACGUAAUUGAAGAAACCGUGUCGUGUUACGGACUUGUUACAUACCUAUCGACAUUCUGAGUUUCUUCACCAGUUUUGUUAUUUUGAUCGAACUCGUACGUUCCCAGUAUUCCGUUAGCCAAAUGUUAGAUGGACUGAAGCCGCAGUUUUCAGGUUUCUAUGUUCGUUUUUUCGGUGACAGUCGAGUGGCACUCGAAGUGGAGUGUUUGUAAAAAGAAGUGAGGUUAAUUAUUAAGAUGUUUUGUAGGGCAUUUUCUGUGUUAUAUCGUUUAUUGUGUAAAAUUAUUUUGUUACUUACUCGGACAACAACACAGAUGUCGAUUAGUUUCUAUAGGUUUAUUAGGGUAAAUGUUUGUAUUAAAUUGAGUUUUCUACGAGAACGCAAUGACAAUGUGCAAAACCGCUUUGUUACGGCUUAGCGAGCCACGAGAUCAGAGUCUAAAUAACUUGGAUUAUACAUAUCGUAUUUUGUAUGAAUUAUUUUAUCAUUAGAAAGAUUAGAGAUUAGGGUAGAGACAAAGAUUGUAGAUCAUAUUAAAGUUGGCUUUGACGCCUGAUUAAUUUCCUGAUUCGGAGUCUCCUACGAUCUUUACUCAAAUUAUCAACUAAUACUUAUUAGCGAUUACCCUUCAGAUUUUUCUAUUGUAUUUUCCAUAAGUGUUUCUGCAAUGGAUUUAAGUGUUUGAGCCCUUGAUUAAAUACAAAGAAGUGUUCUUUAAUCUUGAAUUAAUCAACUACUGUAUUGUUUGUAAUUUUGGGGUAUUUAUCUUUGCCUUCUGUCGCGACUUACACAAACUCUUCACUUCUUACGCUGAACAAGUAUUUCUAUUUCUUAGUGUAUGUAACACUAAACUUGUCGAUUACAUGUUUUAUGGUCGCCGUGGUGAACGAUAUAACUUUUAUAAUCUUAUUCAUGUCUUAAUAAUCUUUAACUAUAAGUAUUUCAAAGUAUUAUUAAUAUUUUUAUCCUACUUAUAAGUGGUUUGUAACAGCUAUUUGUUGAUGAGAUCUGGUUUCAGCUACAGAAGAUUUUAUUAUGAUCAAAUAUUGUUAAAAGUGAGUUAUUUUUGUAAAUGUGUACCGGUACUUAUUAUCAGUUUUUACACAAACCGAUCAAAACGCAACAAAUAGUUGUUAAAUCGUAUCAUUACUUUAUUGUGUUUACACUAAGUUUCAAUACAUUGGUAGGAUUUUGUAUUAUUAUUUAUUUAUUUUUCUUUCCUAGUUGUUGAAGGAAGGCUUGUGUACUAUAAGUUGUGGUGGGAUAUGACGACCCAAACUUCGGGGCCAAAUAAAAAUGUAUGACUCUACUUUGGUAAUCUUAAUUUUACGCAACUGUUGUGUAGUAAAACAGAGCCCGGUAAUGCAAACAUGUUACAAUGCAAAAACAAGAAUAUUAUGUUUGUCUUGAAAAUAUAUUUUUAAAGUAUUUUAAUUUUUACAGUGAUUAUUUAUUGCUUCUUUGAUACAGUCUUGAUUAUUUAGAGCAUUCUGUAUUCAUGAUUUAGGUAGUAUUUUAAAAGUUAUAAAAAAUAAUUGUUUCUCUAGUUUAGGAGAUAAGGUUAUGGAAAGAGGAGUCAGAACAAGUUAUAAAUAUUGUUAAAAUAAAGAAAAAUAUGUAACGUACAAUCAAUCAAAGGUAUGAACAAAAACCAAAUGAUAAUUAAAAUAUUUAUUGAGAGCAUUUAGUUAAAAUAUUUUUAUAUGUCUUAUAUUUGUACCUUAUUGGGGAACGUAACUAUUCUUUUACAAUACGACCAAUGUUGCUGUAGCUUUAACUAAUCUCAAUCUGCAAAUAUUGUUAAAAAGAUCUGUUUAAUUAACAUUCAAAAUAUUAAUGAUGUUUCAUUUUGUGAUAAACAUGCUCUAAAGCGAUUCAAUACUAUCACCUUGUACCCAGUAUCUAUACUUGUAGAAGCCCUUACGCUUGUAUCAUGGAUGUAUCUUAAUCAAUGGCUGACAAUCAUACUUUGCCCUACUAUAUCUAUCUAUAAUAUACAUAGCCUAUAUCUAUUUUUCGACACGAAGACUCUGUCAAUGUUUUUUGUUUGCCAGCUUCUAGGGGGGUCGUUGCAUAAUGAACGUCGGGUAGUUCUUGUAGUAGUUUAGGUGUGUUUAUAUUAUCUAUUUACCUACAAUUGUUAAUAUGAAGUAGCUUGUAGAGAACAGGGUAGGGAUUAGAUUAGAACCCGUUCCCGCGAGGAUUAUCAUAAUCUAAGUUGAUUUAGUAGUGUUGAAUUCGGACCAAAAAGGUACUCAGGGAGCGAGACAGAUUCGACCACCAGAGUACCCGUAGGACAGGAUUGUUCGUUCGUUCUGGCAUUCAUUAUUUUAUUACAAGUUUAUCGUUGUUGUUUCUUGAAUAGGCUUAUAACAUAUCAUGUAAAGUAUUUAUUUCCCAUGAAACUAGCAAAUAAUUACCGAACAAAGCUUUUUUCUAAAAUUCGGUUCGAUUAUGAACUCUACUGUAAAAUAAAAUUCUUUGUUCUUUUAAUAGUGAUAUAACAAACCUACCCACGUCAAUUUAAUGCUCUACUCAGUUGUAGAGCAAGAUAUAGAAAUGUUUUUGCGCAAAACUUCACAAAACGAGUUUUGCAAUUCAUCGCUUAUCGCACACGCAGGGUAUUUUGAAGUUAACAUGUUAUACACUUAUGUUUCAGCAUCUAAAGCAUUUUGUUAUGUAUUGUAGCUAUUUCAGUUUUUUUUCUAGACCUAUUCUCUCUGCAUCUGCUGUUCUCUUUUUUCCUUUUCUCUUAUUACUCUUUCUCUCUUACUCUUCUGAUCCCUCUUUCCUCUUCAAUUUGUUUUAUUUGAUUGUAUAUAUAUUAAGGAUUCUCUCUAUUAUUUCAUUUCUCUAUCAUAAAAUUGUGUGUUGUGUGUUGUUAAGAUGUUUUGCUUUAUAAAAUUCAUUAUUCCGCUUUUCGUGUUUUCUUUUAAUUUCCAUAUUCUUAUUCUUGUAUAUUUUUAUUUUACUAUCAACAUUAAGCGGCACAAUUUUCUCAUAUUUUACUGUCGCAAGUCAAUAACGCUUUUAUGAGAUGGGCAGUUACAUUCAAUCAGUAUGCACAAUUUAUGUUACAAAUACUGUAUUUUGGUACUGUUAAGGGAAAUGUUUGUAUACAAGAAUAUAUAUUUAAAAUUAUUUGUUAUUUAAGUACUACAGUACUACGGAGUAGAAUAUACACAGUAAUUUAUGAAAAUGUUCCUGAACUGCUUACUGUCAAGGUUGUACAUUUCUUUGCAGUUCCUCACUAUGUGUUACUGUGUGAACCUUUGUAGUAACUUUGUACUUAACAGGUCAGAACUGUCUUUGACUGUUAUCAUGUGCCAAUAAUGACUCUGCAGUCCACAAACAGACUGUGUUUGCGUUGUAUUUUGUACUUAUCUCUGAUCUAUUGCUUUACUAGAUAUUUAGUUGGUAGCUCUUGAACGAUUUCUCCCCUUUAUCACUGUGCCUCGUGUCUUCUAUGGGAUCAACUUUACUCUAAACCUAGGCUAACGUUCUUUUUAUCGAAAAGAAAGUCAUUUAGCACGUUUUACCUAUAUUUUAAAAGCAUCUUCAGAGAUAUACUUUGUCUUUUAUCUAUAUAUCAAACAAUCUAGCUUGUAAUAAAUCGUACGAUAAUAGGUAUAUAUUUCCAAUAUUCUUUUAUAAAUGAUAAUACAUGAAAAUAUAUUAAGAGUGUUUGUGUGAAUGUGCGUUACCUACUCUACUAUGUAGCUGCUAGAUAUGUGUAGACUAGAGGCAUCCAACUUCUGAACCGAGGACCAAUAUGUUGAACAACUCUACCACCAACAGAGCUUUGAGUCUGUUGUGGUUUGGGUUCGAAGGUGGAGGCCUGAUCCUUUAGUCUAGUUUCUGUCUGCUAUGUAAUCUCUAAUCUGUAACACAAAUUAUCAGCUUUCUUUAUAACAGAGUAUUCUAGUAGAAACCAAAAUAUAUAAACUUUCUUCUGCUACUCUUCUUUUCUUUCUCUCUACUUCUCUUCACGAUACUUCCAUUUAUAUUCCUUAUGAAUUCACUCGGCACCAAGCAAGAACAGAUGGUUCAGUUUAUAAAGUCGCCCUUUAGCUGACUUUAUACUUUGGUUUUAAUACAAAUGACAUUGAUCAUCUAUUCGUAAUUUAUUAUUACUUCAAAAGGUAGUUAGGUGCAACUUUUACACCAUUAAAUAAACUUGCCUUUAAUUUAUUUAAUAAUCAUUGUAUGGCCACGUUAUGUUUGUUAUUAUGUAAUUCAAAAGUAAUAAAUCAAAUAAUAUCUACGGUUUUUAUUAAAUAAUAAUACGGUUUUCUAAAACCGUAAAUUAAGACAGUUCUUGCUUGGUAUCGAAGACAAUUCAUUGUUCUUCCUCUCUCUCUCUUCUCUACAUGUGUGCACGGAUCUCUACUAAUCUCAUCUCUUUCAGAACGGAUGGAAAAUCCCAAUGUUAAAUAAAUAAACUUAUUGUUACAUUGAGUUUGUAUGACCUGUUUGACCUGUCAUACCUAACAUUGAUGUCUCUAGCAUGUUACUAGCUCCUUGAAAUUUCCAAUAUACCUUUUGUAGUUUGAAUCUUCAUCAUCUAUUACUAGUAAAGGUAAAUACAGCCAUUUUGUACGGUUUUACAUAAUAUAUAUAUAUAACGCAAGUCACGUGUGAUCGGACUUUUUAAAGUUUUUAAUAUUAAAAGGUUAUAGUACGUGUUUGAAAUAUUUUCUGCAUCGAUAUUCAACAGUUAUGAGAAAAUUAAAGUAAAUUUUUUUGUAUUUAUAUUAUAGUUGGUGAUGAAGUUUGUAAGAAUCAAGUCGUUAUCCCCAAACCACAUUGAGAUUUUGAUACAUUUUGAAAAAAAAUAUUUUGAAGCACAUGUUAAUUCGGCCGCUUAAGUGGUCUUACGAGUGGUUUACGGAUUUUCAACUGUUAUCAAACAGAAAGUCGGACAACAGGCAAGAUGUAGCUCCCAAACGCUUAGUCUUCUGUCACACUUCUUGCUAGAAUGCGAGAAACCUGCACUCAUUGUUAUGGGAACAAAGUUAUGGUUGACUUUGCAAGCAUGCUCAUACGUGUUUCACAACAUUCGACUCACCUUCACCGUAAGGCAUGUUAGAGCUCUAUAAGUUGGCUUAUACAAAUUUAAUUUCAAACGCUUGGUAAAGUUUUAAGGAUUUUACACGUUUCGGAACAUUAGUCAACUUGAUGCUAAAGGUUUGACUAUUGAAAAUAUUCACAUUUGUCUAAAAUGUCACAUAAAUUACAAAUUAAAAGUAUGGACUAUUCGGUGUAAAGAGUUUAGUCACAAAAUGUAUUUUUUUAAGACUGGUAGUGGUGCUACUUAAUGACAAAUGAAAUUGUCGAUUUUAUAUAAUUUUAAGUUUUUCAGUUAGCUGUACAUGAACUGAAAUUGAGAACAUAUUUAUUAUUCAAUUUACAUUUCCUCUAUCACGUAAGAUUAGAGCUUGGGAAUCGGGUGCACUCUCAACCAUAUUUGUUGCGUAAUAAGUCUUCAGGGGACAGAAGAUCCGGAGCCCGUCCAUGUAUUCCCCACGUUGUUAGUUUACUUAAACCGAGUUGUUGUGUUCAUUCACAAAAAUGGUGCAUUUGUCAUUUUUUUAGAAUACUGUAUAUGUGUAAGAUGUCUUUAUAGUCUGUCCAAUGUAAGUUUAAUUUUCUUAUUAGCCUUUGGUUUUUCAUUCGUCAGAACUUUUCAAUACAAGUGCCAAACGAGCCACUUCUAUUUCGUGUCUUUUUUCAAAACUCGUCUAUUCCCUCAGUUCUAUGUGUUAGAUGUGAUAUUGAAUUAGAUUAGAUUACCACAAUAGUUUUCCAAUAAAACGUAUAUUUUCAAUAAAUAGGAAACAUGUAGUUUUGAGGCUGUUAUUUUAAUGUGAUUUAUUGUAAAUAAGUAAGUAGGGUGUGGGGGAAACGUUCCACGUCAGUCACCAAAGUGUCCAUGGUGAGACUCAAACAAGGUACAAAAUCGAAUUUACGAAUAUAAUUAGUUAUGUGUACCCACCUUCAACAAUAUUGUUUGUUGUUAUAUUUACAAUAUUAUUUAAAAUUACUUUGGACAGAUUAUAUUUAGAGAUAAGUAUUACUAUAAUUACUAUUAUUAAACGAAAGUAUUAUAUUAUUAAUUAAUUUAUCAUAAGGAUACAAUUUUUAAGAUCAUGGUGUUCUUUUUGUUUUGUAAUA